AUGGCACCACUUCCAGGAUUCUCGGAUAACCCUUUCCGCACACGCUCAGAUGUCAUUCGCGCAGCCUUUGCCCUCGUGCAACCUCUUAACCAAUAUAAGUCACUAUACAGUGCUCGAAUCAAGAUCGCAACAUCGACGGGUGCCGGCUUCAGCGAAACAGCUGCACAGCUCGAAGGGUUCGCCCGCCCUCUAUGGGUUGUUGCUGAUCUACUCCGUCUCAACGCGCAAGCCUGUGACCGCAAACCAAUUUCAAAGAAUAUUCGGCUCGAGACAUGGAUUGCGGGUUUGAAAGCUGGCACAAGCCCCGAGUCGCCAGAGUACUGGGGCGAUGUUUUUAGUUUCGAUCAAAGAAUGGUAGAGAUGGAAUCGAUCGCCUACGCACUACUCGCGAAUCCUGACGCUUUUAGUCUCUCAAACAACGAAAAAGCGCGUGGAAACCUGGUCGCGUGGCUCCGUCAAAUCAACAAUCAUAAAAUGCCGCAGAGUAACUGGCUGUGGUUCCGUGUUCUGGUCAAUCUGGCAUUAGUCCAAACUCUAGGAGUGCCACUUUGCGAAGUAAAAAGUUAUAUUGAUGAAUCGCUGAAGACGCUCGAUACAUUCUAUAUCUCAGACGGGUGGAGUAGCGACGGCAUGUGGUGUGAGGAUAGAAAGCAAGCAGACUACUACUCUGGCAGCUUCGCCAUCCAGUUCGCGCAACUACUCUUUGUGCGCUUUGCACCCGACUACGAUGCCGAACGAACAGAGAAGUACAAAUCACAAGCGCGAGACUUCGCGAAGGACUACUGGCGCUACUUCGCCCCCAACGGAGCUGCGAUACCGUUUGGUCGCAGCCUUACAUACCGCGUCGCAUUCGCUGCGUUCUGGGCCGCCGCUGCACUUGCUGGCGUCGAUUUGCCCUCUCCAGUCGACGAUAUCGGAACAGUCAAAGGUCUACUAUUAAGACAUCUGAGAUGGUGGGCGCAUCAACCUCAAAUCUUCAACACAGACGGGACGCUGAAUAUAGGAUAUGCGUAUCCAAACAUGUACCUCGCCGAGGACUACAACUCCCCUCAGUCAGUAUACUGGUGUCUCAAAUCAUUCUUAGUAAUAGGUUUAGAGGAGUCGCACCCAUUUUGGGUUAGCGACGAACUCCCGCACCCCCUGGAGGUUAUUGAGUCGGAGGGGAAGAUACCCGAUGUCAAAGUCCUAUGGCCGCCGCACCACAUCAUGUGCAAUACGCGCGAGCAUACCUUCCUUCUUUCCUUGGGCCAAUCUACCACUAAAAAGUUCAAAGCCCGCGAAGCAAAAUACGGCAAAAUCGCCUACUCGUCUGCCUUCGCAUUCAGCGUACCUUGCGGCCCGUUCCUCGAGCAAAUGGCGCCGGACUCAUCGCUCGCGGUGUGCUUUGAUGACGGGGAGGAUACGUGGAAGGUUUCAUGGGACCCAUAUAAUGUGAGAAGAGGGGAAGUAAAUAUGGGAGUGGAUACGCUACCGACGUUGAUGGGUUGCUGGAAGCCUUGGAAGAAUCGGGCCUUGGAGGUACAUACGACGUUGAUUCCGCCUGUGAAGAGAUGGCCUGGGUGGAGUCUGAGAAUUCAUCGCGUGGAAUGGAACCCAUCAAAUCGUGAUACGUCGGCGGUGCGGCUCGUUGACAGUGGGUUUGCGGCAUCCGCGCAGACGUCGCGCGACGUGUCGCUGUUCGAGCAGCCUGUCAAGACGGUUGUCGCAAUGGAUGAGAGAGAUACGGCCGGGGGCUGGUGGAGCGACGAAAAGGCUUCUCUGGUCAUUUCUGAAUCCGGCGCGAGUGGUAUUAUUGAUCUCACUGCCGAUUUUGUCGCGCCGGCCGAAGCCGUUGUGCAGAGUAUGAGCAUCAUUAUCCGAGCAGAUCCAAAUACUAACCUUAUCGCACAACGAAGCCUCAUACCGGCUGCUCAGCAUCGUCUGCAGCCUAGUGAGCGGCCCAUUUUCACUACGUUCGUCACAGGAGUUUUCGCACUCGAGGCUUCAGGUAAGAUAGACCGUGCGGAAGCGUGGAAAAUGUGGCACGAUCGGCCAACAGGACGUAUCGUAGCAAAUGGAAAAGGGGAGUUAAAAUUAGGUUAG
Cucurbitaria berberidis CBS 394.84 is the source of this 2082-nucleotide messenger RNA. RefSeq lists its product as uncharacterized. Lineage: Eukaryota; Fungi; Ascomycota; Dothideomycetes; Pleosporales; Cucurbitariaceae. The transcript has 2 exons. Bases 1 to 2082 code for a protein of 693 amino acids. The record is from RefSeq and is a predicted model, not a curated record.